AUGGCAAAACUUAUUUUAUAUUUCUCUGUGUCUGCAGGGUCAGCAGCCUCGGGAGCCCUGAGGGAGCUGAUCGGUGCCCUUGAUAGGUCCGUGACUUUCCCUCUGGAGUUCACAGAAGAGCAAGUUGACAGUGUCGUCUGGACCUUCAACACAACCACUCUUGUUACUAUACAGCCCAAAGUGGGUGACAAACAAGCCACUGUCAUUGUGACCCAAAAUCGUAAUAAGGAAAGGGUGGACUUCCUACAUGGAAACUAUUCCCUGCAGCUCAGCAAACUGAAGAAGAGUGACUCAGGUGUCUACCGUGUGGAGAUACACCGUUCAUCCUCCCAGAUUCCCAUCACCCAGAAGUAUGGGCUGCGUGUCUAUGAGUACCUGUCAAAGCCCAAAGUCACCAUGGGUGUGCAGAACAAUAAGAAUGGCACCUGCCUGACCAAUCUGACAUGCUCCAUGGAACAGGGAGGAGAGGAUGUGACUUACCGCUGGAAAGCCCUGGGGCAAGAAGCCAAUGAGUCCCAUGAUGGCUCCAUCCUCCCCAUCUCCUGGAGUCUAGGGGAAAGGGACAUGAUCUUCAUCUGCGUGGCCCGGAACCCCAUCAGCAGCAACUCCUCAAGCCCCAUCCUUGCCAGGGAACUCUGCAAAGGUGCUCCCAGUGACCCAGAUUCCUUCAUAGUCUUCCUGUAUCUCCUGUUGAUGUCCAUCCCACUCAGCCUCCUUGUACUGGUGCUAGUUCUUUUGAGUCUGCAGAGAAAGAGAAAAAAAGAGUUCAUUGAAAGGAAGAAGAGAAUUCCUGACAUUCAUCAGGAAACACCUAACUCCUGCCCCUAUUCUGGAGAGAACACAGAGUGUAGCACAGUCUCUUACACUGAUACAACUAUACCAAAGGAAGACCCAGCAAAUACACUUUAUUCCACUGUGGAGAUGCCAAAAAAGUAA
Molecule: messenger RNA, 936 nt
Organism: Galeopterus variegatus (Sunda flying lemur)
Lineage: Eukaryota; Metazoa; Chordata; Mammalia; Dermoptera; Cynocephalidae
Gene: SLAMF7
Product: SLAM family member 7
Exons: 7
Coding region: 1-936 (311 amino acids)
Biological process (GO): T cell activation
Cellular component (GO): external side of plasma membrane
Source: RefSeq, a predicted model, not a curated record